GCGCACACGGGGGCCGAGAGUGGAGCCGCUGCAGGGACUCGAACCGUCGAACCGCAGAACCGAACCGCAGCAUGUCGACGCUUCAGGAGAUCGGCGAGCGCGAGGAGAGCGGGAGGGCGGCCAAGCGUCUGAAAACCGAGCGGAGAGAGGAGGAGCUGGAGGAGGGCGAGGAGUCCGACUCCGGCUCGCUGCCUGACACCGGAGCGGAGGACUGUCGGGCCCGGUACGGAACCGGACGGAGGGACAAUGGAGCGGAUUCCCAUCGGAUCUCCCCCAGUCCUGUGGUCCAUGUCAGAGGUCUGUGUGAAGCUGUGGUGGAAGCAGACCUGAUCGAUGCCCUGGAGAAGUUUGGAGCCAUUUGCUACGUGAUGAUGAUGCCCUUUAAGCGUCAGGCCCUGGUGGAGUUUUCGGCGGUGGAGAGCGCGGAUCGCUGUGUGUCCUGUGGAGCCAAGGAGCCCGUGUACAUCGCAGGGCAGCAGGCAUAUUUUAAUUACUCCACAUCCAAGAGGAUCACCAGACCAACCAACGCCGACAACCCCAACAGCGGCAACAAGGUCCUGCUGCUGUCCAUACAGAACCCUCUCUACCCGAUAACCACGGAUGUUCUCUACACCGUGUGUAAUCCCAUUGGCAGCGUUCUGAGGAUCGUCAUCUUUAAACGCAACGGGAUCCAGGCCAUGGUGGAGUUUGACUCUGUUCAGUGUGCCCAGAAGGCCAAAGCAGCUCUGAAUGGGGCCGAUAUCUACGCUGGCUGCUGCACGCUGAAGAUCGAAUACGCUCGACCAACACGACUGAACGUGAUUAAGAACGACAGUGAGAGCUGGGACUACACUAAACCAUACCUGGUCCGACGAGAGCGUGGAAAAGGCCGCCACAGACAGGCCAUACUGGGAGAACACCCAUCAUCCUUCAGUGAUAACGGCUACGGUCCUCCAUGCCCCCUGCUGCCUCUGCCGGGCAACAGCAGGUACAAACUGACCUCAGUGGACAUCCCAGACAUGGUGUCCUACCCUCUGCCCCAGUCAUUAUCUUCAUACUCUGGCCACGCCUCGAGCUCUGUUGCUAUGGUCAGUGGCCUCCAUCCAUCCAAGAUGAACUGCACACGCAUCUUUAACCUCUUUUGCCUUUAUGGCAACAUCGAAAAGGUGAAGUUCAUGAAGAGUGUUCCUGGCACGGCGUUGGUGGAGAUGGGGGAUGAGUAUGCUGUGGACAGAGCCAUCACACAUCUCAACAGCAUCAAGGUGUUUGGCAAGAGACUCAACGUGUGUGUGUCAAAGCAGCAUGCGGUGAUUCCCAGCCAGGUGUUUGAGUUGGAGGAUGGCAGCAGCAGCUACAAGGACUUUGCCAUGACCAGGAAUAAUCGCUUCAGUAGUGCCGGCCAGGCCUCCAAAAACAUCAUCCAACCGCCGUCUGCAGUGCUGCACUACUACAACGUCCCGCCGUGCAUAUCGCAAGACCAGUUACUGAAGCUGUGUGAGGAGCACGACGUUCCCGGGUUUGUCAAAUUCAAGAUGUUUGAUGCCAAACCUUCCUCGAAGACCAUCUCUGGUUUGUUGGAGUUUGACAGUAAGACCGAAGCUGUCGAGGUCCUGACGGUUCUGAACCACUACCAGAUCAGGAUUCCCAAUGGGUCCAACCCGUACACCCUGAAACUCUGUUUCUCCACCUCCUCUCAUCUGUGAAGACGUCUGCAGGACCAGGAGACACACAAAGUCUGUCCAGACGAG
This is a messenger RNA of Thalassophryne amazonica, 1727 nucleotides long. RefSeq names its product heterogeneous nuclear ribonucleoprotein L-like. The record is from RefSeq and is a predicted model, not a curated record. Gene Ontology annotation, cellular component: nucleus. Gene Ontology annotation, biological process: mRNA processing; regulation of RNA splicing. NCBI's taxonomy places the organism in Eukaryota, Metazoa, Chordata, Actinopteri, Batrachoidiformes, Batrachoididae. The transcript is spliced from 14 exons. Gene Ontology annotation, molecular function: mRNA binding. The coding region runs from base 72 to 1682 and encodes 536 amino acids.